AUGAUCUCGGUAACACUAGUGCUUCUAUUGGCGACUGUGUCAAUCACCCUGGCGAGAUCUCAAGCGCUGGAGAUCUCCGACAAGGGUUUGGACAUGACCCAGCCACCGAUCAAAUUGGACAAAAAUCUUCGCCGAGCUCUUCUGAAAGCCCUGACGGACUUGGAAGCCGAAUCUGCGGAGCAACACAAAGAGGACACGGUUAAUAUCGCUCAAAGGGACACCAGCGCCUUCGAGGGUGUCGCGAAGAAGAACCUAAACGAUAAACUCGACGUGCAGAAGACCACGUUCUCGUUCAAGAGUUUUCCAGGUGACGAUGAUCUACCAAGCGAAGACAAAUUGCAGAAUUCCAGUUUUGUCGAUGCUGUCCGUUACGUAACUCUGAAGACUCCUGGGAUGAACAUCGAGAAAGCCACGCAGGAAGAUGCCAGAAGCUUUCACGUGCAGAACGUGAUUCUGCCCGGGAAAAAUCCGGUGACCUUCGGAGCGAAAACUGAGAUCAAAGUGGAACAAAGAGAAAAAACAACUCAGGCUUCUGUAAACACGUUUCCCAAGGUGGAGAGUGUGACACUGAGGCCAGUCAUGGAGGUCUCCGAGAGUCUCGCCGGAAGUGCUACCAAUGGGAUCGCCUCUGCUAACGCGCUGAUCGCGCCAAAGCCCACUGAAAUCUCCCCAACAGCUCCGGCUGAAAAUAACGUAACGAUAAUUGAUUCUAACGAUUCUAAAGAUAAAACAGAAGAGGUUAAAAUAUUCGAGGCGCCACUGGUUGCAGCGUUUACUGUUCAACAGGACGAGCAAGGUGUGCCCAAAAGCGUGGUUCCCAUCUUCAGGUCGCCCAACGAUGGUCAAGCAUUGACUCUCCAAGAGCAGCUGGAAUUUAAGCAGCAGCUUCUGGAAAAGCAGUUGGCGGAGCUCCAACAUCAGCAGAUCCAGCAGACUCAGUUCCUGGUGAGACAGCAGCAGCUGUAUGAACAACAGCUGAGGCAGAAGCAACAGCAUCAGUACUACCUCCAAGAGCAGGCCAGGAUCAAACAGUUAGAGGAGCAGGCGAAACUCAAGCGCCUGGAAGAACAGAGGAUUAAACAAUUGGAGGAACAACGUUUCAAAUUUGAAGAACAGAGACUGAAUCGAUUCCAACAGCAACACCCUGUACCUCAAAAACAAUUCUUUUUCGAACAGAGUAAUAACCUCUUGACUUUCCAGCCGCCUGUUGACACCAACGUUCAUCUGCAACCUAGCGUUGCUCUAGAAGUACCAAGCGUCGCUGCGCCUCAGACUUUCCACUCAAGCUUCCAACAAGAGCAACUGCGUAUACAACCAUUCCGCCAACAACAGCAGCAGCAGCCGCAACAUCAUCAUCAACAGCAGCAACAACAACAGCAUCAACCAUUACCUCAGAUACAGCAGUCACAACAGCUGCACCAGCCGCAACAGCAACACCAACAGAGGCAACAACAGAGUUUCAGCUCCUUCUCGACCGACUUCCAGCCAUCGUUGGGAUCCACGACGAGAUUUAAUCGGCAAGAGGCCUUCAACGCGGUUGGCAAUUUUGGGUUCAACGUGGACAACAAGGUUACACCUACCAGAGGAAAUUUUGGCUUCAACGUGCCUCAGAGGACUCCGGCGAACUUCUACAACCCCUUCACGCAGUUCAAGCAGGCAAAACCUCCCACGCCGGCAAGGCAAAUCCAACACCUCCUGUAUCAGUCUGGAAUAGCUGGUGACCUGAAUAACGUGCCAGGCAUAGGCAAUCACGAGGAUCUGAAUAUCGUUUCCAAAGUUUUGGCUCUGAACGUGGGUGCCGUACCCAAUAAAAACCUGCAGUUCGCGACGAAUCCGGCUGCCACGAAGACGUCCGCGUGA
Eufriesea mexicana is the source of this 1860-nucleotide messenger RNA. RefSeq names its product bromodomain-containing protein DDB_G0280777. The record is from RefSeq and is a predicted model, not a curated record. The transcript has 2 exons. The coding region runs from base 1 to 1860 and encodes 619 amino acids. Lineage: Eukaryota; Metazoa; Arthropoda; Insecta; Hymenoptera; Apidae.